UUCUUGUUUUUCAUUUCUUAUUGUCUUGCUUUCUCAAUUAAAGAGGAAAUCUCCCCUUCCCCCCCCCCCCCCCCCCCCCCGGGGCUCUUGGUGGAUCCUUUAUUUUGUUUUUGGAAAUGCCCUGAUCGAAAAUUCAAUUGACUAACGGUACCUCCAACAUUGUGAUCCAUAUGCAUCCCUAUGAACUUUAACAAUUUUGAUCGUUGGAUUUUAUAGAUGAGGUGGCAUGCAUACAGUAGUCUUUGAUUCCUCAAGUAUACAUGGAUAAGUGUUCUUAUGUGGACAAAUUCCAGUCACCUAGGUUCCUACACUUGUGAUCAUUAGUGUAUUCCAGUGUUUAAUGCAAAACUACAGCUCACUUCAAGGGGAUUUUCUUUUUGAUAGUGUUUGUGGUACUUUGUUUUAUCUUUGGGCUUCUCUGAUUCAGUCCUAGAUUUAGCCUCAUUUUUAUCCUUCAUUUUUCUCCUCUUUUAUCUCCACAUUGCUCAAGUAUCAACAUUUCAUGCUUUGUGGGCAUGGCGGUGAAACAAUUAUUCCCUUUAGUGCUUCUCUAGAGAGGAAUCUUUCUGAUAUGCAGGCAGAUGAAGCUACAAUGUACUGUGAAGAGAACACGGUACAGAGUGCCCUCUCCAAAAUCAUAAAGACUGGAAUUUCAGCUCUUAAUCUCACUUAUUUCUGCACAGCAGGGCCAGAUGGGGUUAAAUGCUGGCAAAUCCGAAGGCAGACAAAGGCUCUUCAAGCUGCUGGAACAAUUAACACUGAUCCUGAGAUAGGGUUUAUCUGUGCUGAGGUGAUGAAAUUUGAAGAUCUAAAGGAACUGGGUAAUGGGGCAGCUGUGAAGGUAUUAUUAUUCAGUCAUCUGUGACAUUAUAAUGAUUCAUUACACCAGUUUAUGAAUGGAACUUUUAUACAGGUUAAAACAGUGAACCAAAUCUUUAACAAAAUUUCUCCACAACAAACAUAGUGGGAAAGAUUAAACUUCAUUUCAUGUACAAGUGGGAGCACAAGUUACAUGCAUACAUUUUUUUUCUAUAUAAUUGUGCCUCCAACUUAUCUUUACGUUUAAAUUUAAAGGAAACCUUGUAGAUUUCCAUAUUUAGCUUUAUACACUCCUCGCCUCUAGGCAUGAGUGUCGAGACUUCCAAUUUUACUUCGUGUACUGUAUAAAUUUCAUAUCUGAGAUGUUUCUAUAUAGUUGACUUAUUUCUCGUGUUUA
Messenger RNA from Lycium ferocissimum, 1216 nucleotides. Its product is annotated as obg-like ATPase 1. Gene Ontology annotation, molecular function: ATP hydrolysis activity. The coding region runs from base 503 to 865 and encodes 120 amino acids. The transcript is spliced from 4 exons. NCBI's taxonomy places the organism in Eukaryota, Viridiplantae, Streptophyta, Magnoliopsida, Solanales, Solanaceae. Gene Ontology annotation, cellular component: cytoplasm. The record is from RefSeq and is a predicted model, not a curated record.